Penicillium canariense is the source of this 2763-nucleotide messenger RNA. Its product is annotated as coatomer subunit gamma. The record is from RefSeq and is a predicted model, not a curated record. Gene Ontology annotation, molecular function: structural molecule activity. Gene Ontology annotation, biological process: intracellular protein transport; endoplasmic reticulum to Golgi vesicle-mediated transport; protein secretion. Gene Ontology annotation, cellular component: COPI vesicle coat; endoplasmic reticulum-Golgi intermediate compartment; Golgi membrane. Bases 1 to 2763 code for a protein of 920 amino acids. The transcript has 3 exons. NCBI's taxonomy places the organism in Eukaryota, Fungi, Ascomycota, Eurotiomycetes, Eurotiales, Aspergillaceae.
AUGGUAGGCCACCCGCACAGUGCCCCUGGCCAUGCGCCUCACCUCCACAACCUCCCAUUGCCCGGUGCUGACAAGACCAAUCGUCCAGCUCGACUAUUCAAUUCCUCACCAAUCUCGCCGCGAACAUGCCGUACGCUUCUGACCAAGAUCGCGGUCCUCCUGUUCACCGGAGAGCAAUUCCCCACGAACGAAGCCACCACCCUCUUCUUCGGCAUCUCCAAGCUGUUCCAGAACAAGGACCCGUCCUUGCGACAGAUGGUGUAUCUCAUUUUAAAGGAGUUGGCCAACACUGCAGAAGAUGUGAUCAUGUCGACGAGUAUCAUCAUGAAGGACACUGCGGUCGGAAGUGACGUUCUGUACCGGGCUAAUGCUAUUCGAGCCCUAUGCCGCAUCAUCGAUGCCUCGACGGUCCAGGGUAUCGAGCGAUUGAUCAAGACGGCCAUUGUCGACAAGACUCCCUCGGUUUCCUCUGCUGCUUUGGUCUCUUCUUAUCACCUCCUUCCUAUCGCGCGCGACGUCGUUCGGAGGUGGCAGAGCGAAACCCAGGAGGCAGCCUCGUCAUCGAAGCAAUCCACUGGUUUCCUAGGCUUCUCGUCUGGGUCCCAAGCUCACGCCAUCUCCCAGUCGAAUUUCAUGACUCAGUAUCAUGCAAUUGGUCUCCUAUACCAGAUGCGCUCUCACGACCGCAUGUCAUUAGUCAAGAUGGUGCAACAAUACGGUGCUGCUGGUAUGGUGAAGAGCCCGGCAGCUUUGGUGCUACUGGUGCGCCUCGCGGCCAAGUUGGCGGAGGAAGACCCUGGUCUCCGGAAACCCAUGAUGCAGAUGCUGGAUGGCUGGCUCCGUCACAAGCACGAAAUGGUCAACUUCGAGGCUGCCAAGGCCAUUUGCGACGUGCGGGAUGUCACCGACGCCGAGGCCCAGCAGGCCGUUCACGUCCUCCAGCUGUUCCUGUCCUCUCCACGCGCUAUCACCAAGUUCGCCGCAAUUCGCAUCCUUCACAACUUCGCUUCAUUUAAGCCCCAUGUCGUCAACGUGUGCAACCCCGACAUCGAGUCGCUUAUCUCUAACUCCAACCGUUCCAUUGCCACAUUCGCUAUCACUACCCUGCUCAAGACAGGAAACGAGGCGAGCGUCGACCGCCUGAUGAAGCAGAUCUCUGGCUUUAUGGCCGAUAUCACCGACGAGUUCAAGAUUACCAUUGUCGAGGCUAUCCGCACAUUGUGCCUGAAGUUCCCCAGCAAGCAGGCUGGUAUGCUGACUUUCCUGAGCAGCAUCCUGCGCGAUGAGGGCGGUUACGAGUUCAAGCGCACUGUUGUUGAGAGCAUGUUUGACCUGAUCAAGUUCGUUCCCGAAAGCAAGGAGGAUGCUCUCGCCCACCUCUGCGAGUUCAUCGAGGAUUGCGAAUUCACCAAGCUCUCCGUCCGUGUUCUGCACUUGCUCGGUGUUGAGGGCCCCAAGACCUCGCACCCUACCAAGUAUAUCCGGUACAUCUACAACCGUGUGGUUCUGGAGAACGCUAUUGUCCGUGCCGCCGCUGUCACUGCGCUGGCCAAGUUUGGUGUUGGCCAGAAGGACCCCGAAGUCAAGUCUAGUGUGCAGGUUCUGCUCACCCGGUGUGUUGAUGACACCGAUGAUGAGGUUCGGGAUCGUGCUGCCCUUAACCUGCGUCUGAUGAGCGCCGAAGAUGAGACCGCGUCUGCAUUCAUCAAGAAUGACUCGAUGUACUCUCUCUCCACCUUUGAGCACCAGCUCGUCAUGUACGUCACCUCGAACGACAAGCAGACAUUUGCCGCUGCAUUCGAUGUUUCAUCUGUCCCCGUUGUCUCCCACGAGCAAGCCUUGGCCGAGGAGCGGACCAAGAAGCUCACCACGGCCACACCCACCCUCAAGGCCCCCUCCACAGGUCCUCCCAAGGGCAAGUCCAACGGUGUCGCCGAGGCUGCCACUGCUGCCGCUACCCAAAAAUACGCCGAGCAGCUCAUGCAGCACCCCGAUAUCGAGGAGUACGGUGCCUUGCUCAAGUCCUCCGUGCCUGUUGAGCUCUCCGAGAGCGAGACUGAGUACGUCGUCACUGCUGUCAAGCACAUCUUCAAGGACAACAUUGUCGUGCAAUAUGAUAUCAAGAACACUCUGCCCGAUACCAUUCUUGAGAACGUGACUGUGAUCGCCACACCAUCAGAGGAAGAUGUGCUGGAGGACGAUUUCAUCAUUCCCGCCCCUAGGCUUUCGCCCAAUGAGCCUGGUGUUGUCUACGUGGCAUUUAAGAAGCUGGGUGGCGAGCACAGCGUCCCCGUCGCCUCCUUUACCAACAUUCUCAAGUUCACCAGCAAGGAGAUCGACCCUACGACUGGCGAUCCGGAGGAUGGUGGCUAUGAUGACGAGUACCAGGUGGAAGACCUCGAGCUCACCGGCAGUGACUAUGUCAUCCCCACCUUCGCCGGCAGCUUUGACCAUGUCUGGGAGCAAACCGGUGCCAACGGCGAGGAAGAGAGUGAGACCCUGCAACUAGGCAACAUGAAGGGCAUUGCCGAUGCCACUGAGCAACUCAUCUCUGCCCUCUCCCUCCAGCCCCUGGAGGGCACAGAUGUCGCUCUCAACAACAGCACCCACACCCUGAAGCUGUACGGUAAGACCGUGUCUGGUGGCCGUGUCGCCUCCCUAAUCAAGAUGGCGUACUCCAGCAAGACUGGCGUCACAACUAAGAUCACUGUACGGGCAGAAGAGGAGGGUGUUGCUGCUGCGGUGAUUGCAUCUGUUACUUAA